This is a messenger RNA of Hippopotamus amphibius kiboko, 4174 nucleotides long. It is a transcript of the gene PWWP2A, whose product is annotated as PWWP domain containing 2A. The transcript has 3 exons. Bases 80 to 1780 code for a protein of 566 amino acids. Lineage: Eukaryota; Metazoa; Chordata; Mammalia; Artiodactyla; Hippopotamidae. Gene Ontology annotation, cellular component: nucleus. Gene Ontology annotation, molecular function: histone binding; chromatin binding. The record is from RefSeq and is a predicted model, not a curated record.
CCCAGGGAACCAAGCAGCGCUGCUGCCGCCGCCGCCGCCGCUGCAGCCCGAGUUGGAGGAGGGAGAAGCCAGGAAGAAAAUGGCGGCCGUGGCUGCAGAGGCGGCAGCGACUGCAGCGUCCCCCGGGGAGGGGGGCGCCGGCGAGGCCGAGCCGGAGAUGGAGCCCAUCCCCGGCAGCGAGGCCGGCACUGACCCCCUCCCGGUCACAGCCACUGAGGCAUCUGUGCCGGACGCCGAGGCCGACGGGCAGCAGUCCUCUCCUCAGGCCGAAGAGCCGCCGCUCCCGCCGCCGCCGCCGCCGCCGGGGGAGCUCGCCCGCAGCCCGGAGGCGGCGGGGCCGGAGCUGGAGCCUGAGGAGAAGCUGCCCGCCCGGGUGGUGGAGCCGGCGGCAGCCGCGCCUCCGGAAGGGCCCGGCCUUCCACCUUCCCCUGCACCGCCGCCCGCGGAGCCCCCGGCUCCCGAGGAGCGUCAGGAACCGCCGCUGCCCCAGCCCGCAGCCCCGGCGCUCGUGCCGCCGGCGGGCGGGGACUCCGCCGUGUCGCAGCUCAUCCCAGGCUCGGAGGUGCGGGUCACGCUGGACCACAUCAUUGAGGACGCGCUCGUCGUGUCGUUCCGCCUCGGGGAGAAGCUUUUCUCCGGGGUCCUCAUGGAUCUGUCCAAAAGGUUUGGGCCCCAUGGGAUCCCUGUGACAGUAUUUCCCAAAAGGGAAUAUAAGGAUAAACCUGAAGCCACGCAGCUCCAAAGUAAUACAUUCCAAGAAGGGACGGAAGUCAAGCGUGAAGUGAAUGGUGCUGUUCCCCAUGACCCUUCUCCUGUCCCGCCUCCCGAGCUGAGCUUGGCCGAAAGCCUGUGGACUUCCAAACCACCACCUCUCUUCCACGAAGGAGCACCCUAUCCUCCCCCUUUGUUUAUCAGGGACACAUAUAACCAAUCAAUACCUCAGCCACCUCCUCGGAAAAUUAAACGACCCAAGAGAAAAAUGUACAGGGAAGAACCUACUUCAAUAAUGAAUGCUAUUAAACUACGACCCAGGCAAGUCUUGUGUGACAAAUGUAAAAACAGUGUUGUUGCUGAAAAAAAAGAAAUUAGAAAAGGUAGUAGUGCAAGUGACUCUUCUAAAUAUGAAGAUAAAAAACGGAGAAAUGAAAGUGUAAGUACUGUGAACAAAAAACUGAAAACUGACCAUAAGGUGGAUGGGAAAAACCAAAAUGAAAGCCAGAAAAGAAAUGCUGUGGUUAAGGUUUCAAACAUUGCUCACAGCAGAGGCAGAGUAGUGAAAGUUUCUGCUCAGGCAAAUACAUCAAAAGCUCAGUUAAGUACUAAAAAAGUGCUCCAGAAUAAGAACAUGGAUCAUGCAAAAGCUCGGGAAGUGUUGAAAAUUGCCAAAGAAAAGGCACAGAAGAAGCAGAGUGAAACCUCUACGUCCAAAAAUGCACAUUCAAAAGUCCAUUUCACACGUCGAUAUCAGAAUUCUAGCUCAGGUUCCCUUCCACCCCGGGUUCGUUUAAAACCACAGAGGUACAGGAAUGAAGAAAAUGACUCUUCUCUGAAGACAGGACUGGAGAAAAUGCGGAGUGGCAAGAUGGCACCUAAGCCCCAGUCUCGCUGCACCUCUACCCGCUCAGCAGGUCUCAACAAAUGGCAGCUAUUACAUCAGACAGUGACGAGUCCUGCUGCUCCCUUACAGUGUCUGACAGACCACUGUGGAUUCAGACUGGGAGCAUUGAAGUUAACAGUGAAACGGGCAGGUCUGUCUGUGUUAAGCCCUGCCACAAAGUGAAGAGGGCAUCAUGUCAUCACUUACCAUUCCCAAAGUAGAUUAGGCUAGACGUAAAAGAAUGCACUAGUUCUUUUUCCUUUGUUUUCAUUGAGCUUGGUAGCUGGGUGUACCUCAUGUUGGUGAUAGUUUUCAUGAGUGAGAAUAGCUUUCAGUCAAUAUUACCUGCUGUGUUUAAACAAACAAACAAACAAAAGUAGCGCUGGCCUCCUGAAAGCUUCCGUGAAUCCAGAGUUUAUCCUAGGGUGGUAGAAGUUGGGUGUCAGAUUGCAGCAUUAUGUCAAGUAGCAACUGAGUCUCCAUGGAAAGUCAACUAGUGGAUUUAUCUUUUCACUAUCUCAGUCUUUCUUUGUCACUUUUAUGUUCAUUACUUUAACUUCUUAGUCAUUACUUACUAUAUAAGAAUAUAUAUAUCGUUAUAUGAACAUAUAUAUAUUCUUAAUGAUUAAAUCAACCUCAAAACCACUGUCAUUUACAUAAGGCAAGCCAAAACUUAGAGGGUGGCAAAAGAUAAUGCUGAAGUGUAGUUGUCAUUUGUUUCUUUAAGUACAUUUAGUAAAACCUCCUUGGAUAAUGCUCAAAAGGCUUAUUUGGGGCUUUUAUAUGGCUGGAAAGGUUUAGGGAUUUUUGUUGUGCUGCUUUUGAACUUAGGAUCUUUUUUACUUUUUUUGCUUUCUUGAAUUAAGGCUAUUAAACUCUGGUUUUUGAAGGUAGUGAAGAGCUAUAACGGGGCUGUAUCAUUGUGUAUGAGCUGUAAUUUGCAAACUGGGUCAUAAUGGCACAUUUUGGAUCAGAGAUUGAGACUGGGAUAUUUUGGACUCUUACCUAUAUAGGAGUCUAGCUACCUGGUGAUCCCUUGAGGGAACAGCAUUUUUAAUUUUCUGCACUUCUCAUAAGAGUAGUAAUAAGAUCUGCUUCAAUCCUUGGGCUUUCCAGCCAACUUGAAUAGGCCUCACCAAGGUUGAAGCCAAAUAUUGAGAAAGUCAUAAGUAGAAGGAAAUGGAAUUGUACAUGAAAUUGGCUAUUUACCUUUCUCUUUCAGUUUGUAAAAUAUUUACUUGCAAAUUUCCAUGAGUCUAAAUUUAUUAGUAUGAUCAUAUUAGUAUAAUAUUUUCAGAAAAUAAAAACUUUUCUUAGCUCAAUGUCAAAUUUUAAAACCAUGUUAAUAAUUCUGUUGCUUUCGUUAGCAGAAACUACUAUUGUUUUGAUGUGUGCAGUAUUUAUGGCUAGAAAUAAUUUUUCAUUGCUUGAGAAGGAAUGUGAUAGAAAUUUAUUUUCUAGGCCCUGAUCCAAUAAGUGAAUGAAGCAUGGCAGCGCUGGGAAGUUAACAGGAGAUCAAGAGUUCUAACAAAGAAUGAGAAAUACAUCUACUUUGAAACGUUUGGAAGUCAAAUAUUGGGAAGGGUGGGGGUGGUUUUUCUUUUAUCCUUGCUUUUUUGUUUUGUCUGUUAUUAUUCCACUGACGAUACCAUAUCUUUGGUUUAAAAAUACAUUUGACCAAGGAGAAAUCUAUUUCCACAGAUCACCUCUUUUGAAAUUCAAACUUUUGUUGGUACUUAGGCCUCAGGUUUGAGAGGCAUAAGCAGGGAUUGUAGCGGGCUUCAGUGGGAUUCUGCCACUUCUUGGUAUCAAAGGAAGGUCGGUAAUGAGCAUUCUGGUCAUGCUACUUAGCAUUAAUUUUUAUAAGCCUCGCCCUUUAUAAAUGUUCUGCUCAGUCUGGCUUUUUGUUGGAGGUAUGGUGCUGAUAACUUGGUUUCCUGGUGUAAUGAGGGACCCUGUGGUCAGUGGAACCAGUGUACCUAAGUUGUCUCCUAGAGCAAAAUGGGGCUCUUGAUGCCUUCUGACGUGCUGCGUGUCUACCUCUGGAGAGGCACCCUCCACCCCCCUCUGCUGUGCUCUUGCACAUGUGUAGACAGUGUCAGCUGCAGCUGAUUUUUCCAUAGCCUGGUUUUGUAUAUAAGUUUGCUCCUUAAGCCGGUAGGCAGCCUGUGCUAGAGGAAGGCUGCUGAUGUUUCAUAGUCCACAGCAGCGAAGCUGACUUGCAGACUUUUAUAUUGUGAGAUGGUGCAUAAAGAGCAAAGCUAAAAUUCCCUUUAUUAGGCAAAUAUUCAUAAGUAUUUAAAAAAAUACUCAAGUGCAGACUGACUACGUGAAGGUGACAACCACUUUGUGUUGGAAUUUGGCCAGAUAUACUUUAGAAAGAACAGGAAUGCUUCUGGUUUACAGUGGCAGUAAAUUGUUUUCUCAAAAAACCCACACUGGUCAAGUUUGACUGAUUUGAAGUAAGAAAUCAGGUGUGAUUCCACCAUCUCUGUAGGGCUUAAUUUAAACAAGGACAUCAUUCUUCUCAUAUAAUUACUUGUGCUUAACUACAUUUUCUUCCUUUUCUUUACUAUA